AUGCCCACAGGCCGAGAUCUGCACGCCGCUGCCGACGUGGCGCUGGACGAGUUUCCCGUCUGUGUGGAGCUUCUAAACACGGACAAUGACCCUUCCAUUGAUCCCAUCCCAGGGGUCUCCCCAGAAGUGUCUUCGCCACUAGAGCCACAGUGCACAGAUAGAGCCACAAGUGACGCCAGUGCUCAGCCUAACACCGCGGCAGUGUGUGAGCUCGCUGAACAUGCAGAACAUGCAGAACAGCAGGUCAUCUGCGAUCAGCCAGUUAGUCUGGGGCCGGACGCAGAGGACGCAACGGAAUAUGCGGAGGAGGGAAGCUCACCUCAGGAGACUGAUGCAAGUUGGGUAGGCUGGAGCUCAUGGGGGAAAUCCAUUUUGUCCAGUGCAACCUCGUCUGUGGGUCAGAGUCUGAGCUCUGUGAAGGUGAAGGCUGGAGAGGCACUGCGUCUCCACAGGACGUCUGUGGGAGAGGAGGCUCAGGAGGACGUGGCUGCAGAGACCUCUCACCCUAUCGAGUCGCCCACUUCUAAUAGAGGAGUGUUUUCAUCAAUCACUCAUGCAGGAAAAUCUGUGAUCAGCGGUGGUCUGGAUGCGCUGGAGUUCAUCGGGAAGAAGACCAUGACUGUACUAGCCGAGAGCGACCCUGGUUUCAAAAAGACUAAAAUACUCAUGGAAAAAACGGCAUCCCUGAGUCAGAUGUUGAAAGAAGCCAAAGAAAAGGAACGUGCCCGACUCUGUGACCAUCCAAUCAGUGCUCCCACUGCUCACUAUGGCAUUUUAUUUGAUGAUUACCAGGGCCUUUCACAUCUCGAGGCUCUUGAGAUCUUGUCUAACGAGAGCGAAGCCAAAGUUCAAACCUUCCUGUCGUCACUGACCAAAACAGAGCAGGAAGAGGUGAAAACUGAAUUGAUUUUUAUAAAAGACAUCUUCUACAAGCAAGAGGAUGAAGAAGAGACCAGAGAAGAAACCGAAUUGAAAGAAGGCGAGGCGCAAGUGGCCAAGGACAAUGGUGAUCCACGUUCCUAUUUACACUGUUCUACCCCCCUCUCGUCUGAUGGCGAGGAGUUCCUGGGCAUUCUCACUGAGCUGUUGUUUGAACUUCAUGUUGCAGCCACACCAGACAAACUCAACAAGGCUCGCAGGAGAGCCCACGAUUGGGUGAGGGAGGCGGAGAGGUCUGUCACUACGGAUACGGUUGGCAAGGAAACAGAGGACCAACUGAAUAAAGAGGUGCUGGAUGGGGAAAACACAAAUGGAGGAAAUGAACAAGAAAAAAGUGAAGAUUCAAAUGAAGAAACAAAUGAGAAAGACCUAAGAUCAGUGGAUGCCGUCUACCUGUCGUCAGUCGGGAGUCUGGCUGAAGUGACUGCGCGCAGUAUUGAGCAGCUCCACAAGGUGGCAGAGCUAAUCCUCCAUGGCCAAGAGCAAGAGAAAGCUGCCAGAGAUCAGGCCCAGGUCCUGACAAGGUUAACAUGUGCUAUGUGUCAAGAAGUAGAGAGUUUGGCCAAGAAAUUUGCUGACACGCUGCUUAAUGUCGGGAGUCCGAAGAAGGCAGAGGAGCUGAAUCCACUGGUGGACACCGUACUACAUGAGGGCUCCAAUAGCACAGUCUACAUUCAGAAUGCAUUUCAGCUGUUGCUUCCAGUCUUGCAGAUCUCUCAUAUCCAGAGCCUGCAAUGCCACAACACAGGACAAGAGGAGGGCACUAAGCACUAA
Molecule: messenger RNA, 1713 nt
Organism: Knipowitschia caucasica
Lineage: Eukaryota; Metazoa; Chordata; Actinopteri; Gobiiformes; Gobiidae
Source: the annotation of a GenBank genome assembly